Molecule: messenger RNA, 724 nt
Organism: Nelumbo nucifera (sacred lotus)
Lineage: Eukaryota; Viridiplantae; Streptophyta; Magnoliopsida; Proteales; Nelumbonaceae
Biological process (GO): mitochondrial respiratory chain complex IV assembly
Cellular component (GO): respiratory chain complex
Source: RefSeq, a predicted model, not a curated record
CGUUAUUGACGGUGCCGCAGAAAGCCUCGUUGCGCUUCUCCGCAACAGAGCCCAGGAAGGAAAACCAGACAAAGGAAACGAAAAAGAUGUCUGAAACUAAGAGCACGAUGCAAUCUCUCAGGGAAUGGGUCGUAGAGCAUAAGCUUCGAACUGUUGGGUGCCUUUGGCUUAGCGGUAUAACGGGUUCGAUCGCUUACAAUUGGUCUCGACCCAACAUGAAAACCAGCGUUAAGAUCAUUCACGCUAGGCUGCAUGCUCAGGCUCUUACAUUGGCUGCUUUAGCUGGUGCUGCAGCUGUUGAAUACUAUGACCACAAGUCAGGGGCCAAGGCAGACCGUUAUGCAAAAUUCCUCCCCUUGGACCCAAAUCCGCACAAAGAGUGAAUUUAACACUUGAUGAUGAACAUGCGUCAUGCUAGCACAAAAAGACAAAACCUCUUGAAAUUUCACAUUCUAUUGCAGUUUUUAAAAUUGUCAUAUUGUUACUACAUGUGAUGUUUGAUUUAUUUGACUUGUGACAUUUUCAGCCUUUAUUUUAGUCGACCCAGCUGUUUGCUAUUAGUUCUCACUGUGGAUAAAAGAUAGGUAAAUAAACCGAGUACUAUUGUCACCCAGCUGUUUGAUUGAAUAUGAUCUGUAACCUGAGCAACUUGAGUACCAUCGUGCUCAGCUGUCUGAUUCAAUUCAAGAAAAAAUAGUGAUAUGUAACUUUGCUUAGGAUUGAA